Nicotiana attenuata is the source of this 1166-nucleotide messenger RNA. RefSeq lists its product as uncharacterized. Gene Ontology annotation, cellular component: thylakoid; chloroplast stroma. NCBI's taxonomy places the organism in Eukaryota, Viridiplantae, Streptophyta, Magnoliopsida, Solanales, Solanaceae. Bases 77 to 910 code for a protein of 277 amino acids. The transcript is spliced from 8 exons. Gene Ontology annotation, biological process: chlororespiration. The record is from RefSeq and is a predicted model, not a curated record.
AUGGUUGCAAAUGAAUUUAUACCUCACGUCUUUUAUCUUAAACAGACUCUAAUUUUCUCAUCCUACAGCUUCCAAAAUGGCUGCAGCAUCAACAAACACUUGCCUAUUUUCAGCAACUCGUUCUGCUUCUAAUAGUAAUGCAACUCCAUCUGUUUCAAAUAUAUAUGCUACAAGUUUUAUGGGAGCUCACUUGAGAAGAUGUUAUCCAACAUCGAGGAAACUAGUACGGAUUAGUGGGGGUAUAGUUGCAGCUGCUGUUGCAACUUCCCCUGCAGAGCAAGUCAAAGAAUACACACUUCCUACAUGGGCUAAAUUUGACCUUGGAAGAGCACCAGUCUAUUGGAAAACAAUGAAUGGUCUUCCUCCUACUGCAGGAGAGAGACUGAAGCUUUUCUACAAUCCAGCUGCAAACAAUAUGGUCCCUAAUGAAGAGUUUGGAAUUGCUUUUAAUGGAGGUUUCAAUCAGCCUAUCAUGUGUGGUGGUGAGCCUAGGGCAAUGCUGAUGAAAACUAGAGGAAAAGCAGAUCCUCCUAUUUAUACAAUUCAAAUAUGUAUCCCAAAGCAUGCCCUUAGUUUGAUCUUCUCAUUCACGAAUGGAACCGAAUGGGAUGGUCCCUAUAGACUACAAUUUCAAGUCCCUAAUGCUUGGCGAAAUAAACCAACCGAGUUCUUCACUGAGGGACUUGCAGGGGAGUUGAGUCAGGAAGGUGCGUGUGACAAGGCAAUUUUCCCGGACACGAAUGUAGUGAUCACAAGAUGUGCUAUGGUUGGUAACUUGUCUGUGGAAGGAGGUGAUCGUUGCGAUCUUGAUAUAGUACCAGGAUGCAUUGACCCAAGCUCUCCUUAUUUCAAUCCACUAGCCAAUGUUGAUGAUGGAUCUUGUCCACCAUAUUCAGAUGCUGAGGAUUAAUAACUUUCAGUACAUAUGACCAAUGUUCGUAGUCAUUCACACUAUUUUCCCUGGUUCCCUUGUGUGAUAAAGCAAACAUCUAGACUAAGUAAAGAGACACACUUAUGAAUCUCCAACCCUAUACUGUGGAUACUUAAAAUGACCAGUUAUAUACAAAAGUAGCAUCUGUACUGAUAUAUGGUGCAGAACCUUACACAACUUUGAUAAUUACCUGUUGGCAAUUUGGCAUAUAGCCGAAAAAGCUCUUGCUAGAUGA